Molecule: messenger RNA, 1659 nt
Organism: Cladophialophora yegresii CBS 114405
Lineage: Eukaryota; Fungi; Ascomycota; Eurotiomycetes; Chaetothyriales; Herpotrichiellaceae
Product: acyl-CoA dehydrogenase
Exons: 4
Coding region: 1-1659 (552 amino acids)
Molecular function (GO): flavin adenine dinucleotide binding; oxidoreductase activity, acting on the CH-CH group of donors
Source: RefSeq, a predicted model, not a curated record
AUGUCCAAACGUCUUUCGGCUGCCGAUGUGGCAUCUCACAACAAAUCAGACAACCUCUACAUUAUCGUCGACGAGGAUGUCUACGAUCUGACCAAGUUCCAGGACGAGCAUCCAGGUGGAAAAAAGAUCCUCCAACGUGUGGCCGGCAAGGAUGCCUCGAAACAGUUCUGGAAAUACCACAAUGAGGGCAUCCUCAAGAAAUACAAAGCGAAGUUGCAGGUUGGGUCGUUAGACACCAAGAAGGUUGAGGCACCGCCGACUCCUCCAGCCACUCCUCCACCGGAAAAGCAGGAAACGAAGGUACAGCCGCAAGCGGAGCCCGGCACUGUUGCGCCCGCGCCUGGGCCGUCCGCCGCGGAAGAGGUCGAGGCAAUGGACCCCUUUGGUUCUCUGAUUCCGUUCGGCGACCCGAGUUGGUAUCAAGGUUACCAUUCACCUUACUACAACGAAACGCACGCUGCUCUCCGCGCCGAAGUCCGAGAAUGGGUCGAGAGCGAGCUCGAACCCUACGUGACGGAAUGGGACGAGGGCAAGAAAGUCCCUGAUAAUAUCUACAAGCAGCUGGGCGAGCGGGGCUAUCUUGCUGGUCUGUUGGGCGUCAAAUACCCCACGCAUCUAACAAAGAACACGGUCAAGAGCGUACCUCCCGAGAAAUGGGACCUCUUCCAUGAGAUGCUCUUCACGGACGAGCUGUCACGGACUGGCUCCGGCGGCCUGGUCUGGAACUUGCUCGGAGGUUUCGGAAUUGGUUGCCCGCCACUUAUCAAGUACGGCAAGAAGGAACUCGUCAAUCGCAUCUUGCCGGGCAUUCUCUCUGGAGACAAGAGAAUUUGCUUGGCCAUUACUGAACCCGAUGCCGGCUCCGACGUGGCCAACCUGACCUGCGAGGCAAAGCUAUCGGAAGACGGCAAGCACUACAUCGUCAACGGGGAGAAAAAGUGGAUCACCAACGGCAUCUGGUGCGACUAUUUCACCACCGCCGUGAGGACUGGUGGCCCCGGUAUGGGUGGCAUCAGCCUGUUGUUGAUUGAGCGGACCGAGGGCGUCAGCACGCGCCGGAUGGACUGCCAAGGUGUCUGGAGCAGCGGAACCACAUACAUCACCUUUGAGGAUGUCAAGGUGCCAGUAGAGAACGUGCUCGGCAAGGUCAACAAGGGAUUCCAGGUCAUCAUGACCAACUUCAACCACGAGCGAAUCGGCAUUAUCAUCCAGUGCCUGCGCUUCUCUCGCGUCUGCUUUGAAGAAAGCGUCAAGUAUGCGUCGAAACGACAGACAUUCGGCCAGAAACUCAUCAACCACCCUGUGAUACGCAUGAAGCUAGCGCACAUGGCUCGUCAAAUCGAAGCAAGCUACAACUGGCUGGAGAACAUUAUCUACCAGUGUCAGCGUAUGAGCGAGACUGAAGCAAUGCUGAGAUUAGGCGGUGCCAUUGCCGGUCUCAAGGCUCAAGCUACCACUACGUUUGAGUUCUGCACCAAGGAGGCCGCCCAGGUCUUCGGUGGUCUGGCUUACUCGAGAGGAGGCCAGGGUGGAAAGAUCGAGCGGCUGUACCGUGAUACUCUGGCUUAUAAGAUUCCUGGCGGCAGCGAGGAGAUCAUGCUCGAUCUCAGUAUGCGGCAGAGUCUCAAGGUGCACAAGGCGCUGGGGAUGAAGCUGUAG